UUUGUCCUGGGUGGAGGGAGGGAGACCCUGAAAGGAAAGAACUCAGUUAGUGACGCUUAGGAGAGGCUUAUCUGCUCACAGAUCACAAACCGCUGUGAUCUGAAGAAAAAUUGUUUCGGGAGGAAUCGACUUGAAAGUUGAUUCUGGUCUUUUCUGGAGAAGCCCCUUCUUUCGCCCGGGCAAGCACUUCCGGGUUCCUUCUACUCUGCAGCUGUGAUGCACCUUGCAAACAGAUUCUGUCUAGUCAUGAGUGAAAACUGAGUGCUUUCAACCAUCAUAUUAUCUACCUUGAAGGAUACUUAGUGGCUGUCUUGUCCUGAGUUACCUUGGAGAACUGAUCACCAUUGUUUUAUAAUCUGGCUAGCCAUCCGGCAGUCCUUAAGAAAGAAGAGCCUCAGAGAUUAGGACGGGAAAAGAUACAGGGCAUCUGAGCAUAAUGCCCUCAACAGGUCCGAUGGAUGUACAGAAGGAGGCCACUUGCCUUGUCUGCCAAGAGCUUUUGACACAAGCCCUGAGUCUAGGCUGUGGCCACCAUGUAUGCCAAGCCUGCCUCACCAUGAACCAGAGUGCAGUGAUCAACCCCAGAGGGAAAAGCAGCUGUCCUGUGUGUGGGACUAGAUUCUCAUUUGAAAAUCUACAGGCUAAUAAGCAUCUGGCAGAUGUAGUAGAGAGACUCAGGGAAGUCAAGUUGAACCCUGACAUUGGGGAAAAGAGAGAUCUCUGUGUACACCAUGGAGAGAAACUCCUUCUCUUCUGUAAGGAGGACAAGAAGGUCAUUUGCUGGGUUUGUGAGCGUUCUCAGGAGCAUCGUGGUCACCACACAUUCCUCCGGGAUGAAGCAGUCAGGGAAUGUCAGGAGAAUCUCCAGAAAGCUCUCAAGAGGCUGAGGAAGGAGCAGGAGAAGGUCGAGACAUUGGAAGCUGACAUCAAAGAAGACAGAAUUUCCUGGAAGCGCCAGAUCCAGACUGAGAGACAAAGGAUACAAACAGGCUUUAAUCAGCUUAGAAGAAUCCUGGACAAGGAGGAACAGAGAGAGCUGAAAAGACUCAGGGAAGAGGAGAAGAUGAUACUAGACAGCCUGGCGGGGGCAGAGGCUGAGCUGGUUGAACAGAGCCAGUUGGUGGAGGAACUUAUCUCCGAUCUAGAGCGUCGGUGUGAGUGGUCAGACACAGAGCUGCUGCAGGAUAUGAGCGGUAUCCUGAAAUGGAGUCAGAUCUGGACAUUGAAGAAGCCAAAAGCAGUUUCUAAGAAACUGAAGGUGGUAUUCCAAGCUCCUGAUCUGAGUGGCGUGCUACAGAAGUUUAGAGAGCUAACAGCUAUCCGGGCCUACUGGGAGGACUUCACAUUUAAUCCAAAAAACCUAAAUUUGAAUCUUAUACUUUCAGAAGACCACAGACAAGUGACAUCUGUGUCCAUUUGGCCCUUUAAAUGUUGUAACAAUGGUAUCUUGGGCUCCAAAUGUUUUUCCUCAGGAAAACAUUACUGGGAAGUGGACGUGUCUGAAAAAAAUGCCUGGACCUUGGGAGUUUACACUAGAAAACGAACGUCGAUGUUUGAUGUUAGACGAUGCAAAAGUCAGCCAAAUGGUUAUCACAGAUACAAACCACAGAAUGGGUACUGGGUUAUAGGGUUACAGGAUGCAUCCAAGUAUAGUAUCUUUGAGGAUUCUUCCAAGUGUGACCCUACUGUUCUGAACCCCUUUGUGGCUACCCCUCUCCAUCGGGUUGGGGUUUUCCUUGACUGUGAAGAGGGCAUAGUGUCCUUCUUCAAUGUCACAAACCAUGGGUCACUCAUUUAUAAGUUUUCCCAGUGCUGCUUUUCCCAACCUGCCUAUCCAUACUUUAAUCCUUGGGACUGUCCGGCCCCCAUGACCCUAUGUACUUUGAACUCCUGAGUUUUCUCAUUCUCAUCAAUUUCUGGUCUUACUUCUUGCCUUGAUGCUCACCUUCUGGAUGUACCUGUGCUGUUCAGGCAUCUCUUCUCAUGGUCUCCCUUCUGUCUAUCAUGCUUGGAUGUGGUCUAUCUGGCAUCGUUUAGAAGAGAUGCUUGCCAUUUACUCUAUCUCAUAUUCUCAAAGACAGCUAAUCAAGCCUAAAGCUAGGCCAGUAUACCAUCUGUGCCCUCCGACUUCUGUACUUCCCUUCGCCUUGAAGAAAAGUGACAAAGUCUGUUAGCCACUAACUCACCCCUGUUGUUUAAGAGAAUCCGUAAGAACUGACCCCUGACCACGACUAACAUGUUUUUAACAAUAUGUUGCUCAGAAUACCUCACAUUCAACAGGAAGUCAAGGAAUAGAAAAUAUGAACAGCAAUAUGUAGCCUAGAGUUGAGGUCAUGUCUAGUGUGAAAAUUCAAAUGCUGCCUCUUAAAAACUUAUAAUUGAAGUGCAUCUGACUUAAGAUCAUUUUAUGAAACUAGAUAUAUGUAAAUAUAAAAUACCCAUUUGAUUGUCUUGUACAUAAUACAUGGGCCUGUAGGCCGUUGCACCAAAUGAAAUAUUUUGUGGGAUGUUUGGAGUACUUUAAAUACCUGAUGUCUUCAAAUGCUAGUUUGUCUUCGUUGCCAGCUUGAUUCCAUAUGUAUAAUCUCAGGUAAAGUUUGUUUGAUUGUAAAAAAAAAAAAAGGUUGGUCUUCAGCGUCAUUCUAAAGUAUUACAAUACAUUUGCAGGUAAAUAUUUAAUCUGUCCAUUUUUAUUGUUAUUAGCCAAAUUCAGUUUGGGAGAAAUAAAUGGAACAUCAGAUUAUUGGAGAAAUCAAGUAA
Molecule: messenger RNA, 2760 nt
Organism: Mastomys coucha (southern multimammate mouse)
Lineage: Eukaryota; Metazoa; Chordata; Mammalia; Rodentia; Muridae
Product: tripartite motif-containing protein 34A
Exons: 8
Coding region: 437-1894 (485 amino acids)
Molecular function (GO): zinc ion binding; protein binding
Source: RefSeq, a predicted model, not a curated record